Messenger RNA from Rotaria sp. Silwood2, 351 nucleotides. The record is from the annotation of a GenBank genome assembly. NCBI's taxonomy places the organism in Eukaryota, Metazoa, Rotifera, Eurotatoria, Philodinida, Philodinidae.
AUGUCAUCUCCUGCUGAACAAAUUUUAGCACGUACAAAAAAUACAUUUGUUGAUUUAAAUCCAUAUUUUCAAUGUUCAUCAUUACCAAGUUGCUUUCGUGGUGGUCAAGCUGAAUUUAAUGAUUUACGAUUUUUAGGUGCUAGUGGACGAGGUAAAAAAUUUACAUUAACUAUUAUUAUUGAAACAAAUCCACCACAACAAUGUACUUAUCGACGAGCUAUUAAAAUAACAUUUGAUGGACCAAGAAAAAAACGCGAAACGAGAUCAUCGGGUUUACUUUUACUUGCUGCUGCAGCUGAACAAAAACGAAAAGAUGAAGAAGAUUAUUUUAUUUUAUUUUAUUUAAAUUAA